Molecule: messenger RNA, 776 nt
Organism: Hipposideros armiger (great roundleaf bat)
Lineage: Eukaryota; Metazoa; Chordata; Mammalia; Chiroptera; Hipposideridae
Gene: KXD1
Product: KxDL motif containing 1
Exons: 5
Coding region: 160-690 (176 amino acids)
Biological process (GO): lysosome localization
Cellular component (GO): BORC complex
Source: RefSeq, a predicted model, not a curated record
UGGUGAUCCCUUGCUGUGAGCCAGGUUCUGGGCUGGGCUCUGGAGACAGCAGUGAGUGAGAGAGACACACGCCUCUACACUUUUGGAGUUGACAGUGCUGUGAAGGGUGACAGGCAAACAGAUCAGCUGUUAACUAAGGCAGCGGAGGAGGAGGAAGAGAUGGACCCCCCGGACUCGGCCUCGAGGGUCUUCUGCAGCCGCAUCCUGAGCAUGGUGAACGUGGAUGACGUCAAUGCCAUCAUCCUGGCCCAGAAGAACAUGCUGGACCGCUUUGAGAAGACCAACGAGAUGCUGGUGAACUUCAACAACCUGUCAAGUGCCCGCCUGCAACAGAUGAGUGAGCGCUUCCUGCACCACACAAGGACCCUGGUGGAGAUGAAGCGGGACCUGGACAGCAUCUUCCGCAGGAUCAGGACGCUGAAAGGGAAGCUGGCCAGGCAGCACCCGGAGGCCUUCAGCCACGUCCCAGAGGCGUCCCUCCUGGAGGACGAGGAUGAAGACCCCAUCCCGCCCAGCACCACAACCACCAUCGCCACCUCAGAACAGAGCACAGGCUCCUGUGACACCAGCCCCGACACUGUCUCACCUUCCCUCAGCCCUGGCUUCGAGGACCUGUCCCAUGUCCAGCCUGACUCCCCUGCCAUCAAUGGCCGCAGCCAGACAGAUGACGAGGAGAUGUUGGGCGAGUAGCCCUGCUCCCAGGCACUCCAAGGGGUCUCAGGGCAGUGGUGGCACUCCCUAUGUGUCUGAGGUGGCAGCAGGUAACCCUGCCUCAA